Messenger RNA from Oppiella nova, 630 nucleotides. Lineage: Eukaryota; Metazoa; Arthropoda; Arachnida; Sarcoptiformes; Oppiidae. The record is from the annotation of a GenBank genome assembly.
AUGGGAAAUAUUCACAGCGAUGUGACGGCUGGCGUCAAAAAACAGGCCGUUUCUAACAAAAAGAUAUAUUCUUUGGUUGACGUCAAGAAAGGAGGAAUACUUGUCGAUAUCAUGAGGAAUGCCAUCAGAACCGGAGAUUUCACCAGAGUUGACAAUGAGAUCCAAGAAAUAGUGAGACCUUUUCUAUACAAUGGGGGCGAAGGCAAGAAAGUAUCCAUUUGUCAGUUGAUUCGUUUGCGUAAUAAAGAUGCCUUUGGCAAUAAAUUAAUCCUCAAUUCAAAUGAUCAAGAAAUUGAUGAAGACUAUGAAGACAAUGAUAAUAAAACGAUUUUGGUGUCGACGCCUAUUCACGUAGAACUGGCCCGACACAUUUACUUGGAUGAUGAGUAUUAUGGUGAGGGAGCUCUUCAUAUGGCUGUUGUGAACGAAGACCUAUCGAUGGUUAAGUAUCUGCUGAACAACGGGGCAGAUGUUCGGGCCCGGGCUAUCGGCAAAUUCUUUUGUGUGGACGACCAGAAAGAGUCGCGCGAAGGAGUCUUAGAGCAUGAAUGGUAUCAAAUGAAAACUGAGACCAAUUAUAUGGGGUUUGCAUAUCACCUCUUCCUGUCAUACAAACAAUCCAUAAACUAA